AUGCGCUGUAAUUCCUCCCAACUUGCUUCCCUGGCUUGGGCUGUCUUUGGUGUUGGCUUGGCGCUCGCAUCGGACUCCGCCUGCGUCGGCAUCAACGCAGUAAAGCCUGAGUGCACACCUGCCGAGCCACCUUAUCACCGAGAUGUCUUCUUCAUCGGAGGCGAAUACGUGGCCAGUGCGGGAUCGUCCAUCAUUUCGGACCAGAUGUACGUCGAGAAGUUGACACCCACCUCCGGCGUCGACAAACCUUAUCCGAUUGUAUUCAUCUCAGCCGGACUACCAGCCGGAAACGUCUGGCUCAACACACCAGACAACCGCAAGGGAUGGUCAGCAUACUUCCUUGAGAAAGGAUACCAAGUUUACAUCGUGGACAUAACCGCCAACGGACGGAGUGGGCAAAACGACAUCGGCAAAUACCCCCUCCGUCUGGGAUCAACAGUGUCUAUCCAUGAGAGCGGCUUCACUGCCCCUGAGAUUCUGAACGCAUACCCUCAAUCACAGGGGCACGACAAGUGGCCGGGCAAUGGAACACAAGGAGACCCGGUCUUCGACGCCUUCUUUGCGUCCACGGUGCCCCUGACGUCCAACAGCACGGCGCAGGAGGUGUCGAUGCGGGCAGCAGGAUGCAAACUGCUCUCCUUGAUUGGACAGUCCUUUCUCGUGGGGCACUCGGCCGGGGCAACCUACUCUGCGCUCAUGUCGGACGAGUGCCCGGAAAAGGUCAGGGCAACGAUCAACUUGGAGCCGGGGAACAUUCCAUUCCAGAGUCUUAUCGGCAACGCGACCGUUCCCUCAGUUGGGCGCACCAGCAGUCGGCCAUGGGGGCUUACAAACACCCCCAUCACGUACGAGCCCCCGGUCGUCAACGUUACAGAGGACCUAAUCACGGUCGAAGUUGGAGAGGACACGCCCGCACUCCGUUCGUGCUUCCUGCAGUCCAAUGCUACCGUGGUCCGGUCUCUACCUCAAAUAGCGAAGGUGCCGUACGUCAUGUUCACGGCGGCCAACUCCCCUCAUAUUACAUAUGACCACUGUUUUGUUUCAUAUCUUCACCAAGCAGGUGUGAAGGAUGUGACAUGGGUGAAGUUUGGGGAACUUGGUCUGGUGGGCAACGGCCAUUUUUUCUAUCUGGAAGAGAACAACAUGGAGCUAGCUGCAGUUGUAGAGCAGCAGAUAGCGAGAAGAAGCUGA
This is a messenger RNA of Diaporthe batatas, 1191 nucleotides long. RefSeq lists its product as uncharacterized. The record is from RefSeq and is a predicted model, not a curated record. The transcript has a single exon. Lineage: Eukaryota; Fungi; Ascomycota; Sordariomycetes; Diaporthales; Diaporthaceae. Bases 1 to 1191 code for a protein of 396 amino acids.